AUGAUUAAAAUGAACAACACUAUCAAUUGUCAUAAUAAGAGACGAGACAUUGCUAUGCGAAUAUCUAUUGAUAGUUCGACAAAACCAAUCGUAUUAUUAUAUAAUAGGACACUAGAAAAUGGCGUUCACGAUUCCAAUUCCAAUAUGAAUAUUAUUCUUUUUAUUGUGAUGAUAUGUGUCAGUAUUCCAAGUGUAUUCAUUAAUCUAUUUGCUAUAUAUCGACUUCAAGCCAAUACAAAAUUAAGUGUUUUUGCUUUUCGUACAAUUCUUCAUGUUAGUCUAUUUACAACAUGUACGUGUGUGCCACUGUUUCUAAUUGAAUUAUAUUUUAAUUCAUAUUUUCCAUUACCACCAUCAAUAUGUAAAAUAUGGUUCAUUGUUGAUUAUGCAUCCACUAUUUGUCUUGGUCUGUUAGUAUGUUGGGCAUCAAUACAACGACAUAUACUUAUAUUUGGUCCAAUUCAUAUUAAAAAACUUCAAUCAACAUUGAAAUAUAAAUUAAUACCAAGUAUUUUUGCUGUAGGUCUUCCAUUAUCAUGGUAUUCAAUACUUGCCUUAACAUGUGAAUUUGACAAGACAUUAAAUGAAAAGUUUCGAUGUCAUCCAUGUUUUGAAAAUGAAAAAUUUGUUUUUCUAAUUGAUACUAUUUUAAGCUUAAUUUUACCAUUAUUUGUUACUAUAUUAGUAACAUUUGGUCUAUUAAUACGUAUUAUACGUUUGCGCCUUAGGAUAUUUCGUUUUCCAUCAAAAAAAUGGCGUCGUUGUAAACGGUUAACACGCCAAAUGGUAUUAUUUUCAUUAAUCUAUUUAAUUGGUCUUGUACCAUAUGUUUUAACAAGGCUAAAUUCUUUAUAUAACUUUUGGCCAUCGAUAAAUUUACCUUGGUGCAUACAAAUAGCUGACACAUUUACAUAUGUUCCUUGUUGUUUUUCGUCAUUUUUAAGUAUAUAUGCAUUUCCAGAAAUUUGGACGAAUCAAAGAAAUCGUCGUCAUAAACAUCAUCAUCAUCAUCUUCACAAAACAAAACGACGACAUGAAACAAUACCAGUUAGUGCAUCUACAAUAUUAACAGCAAUAGAAUGA
Molecule: messenger RNA, 1083 nt
Organism: Rotaria socialis
Lineage: Eukaryota; Metazoa; Rotifera; Eurotatoria; Philodinida; Philodinidae
Source: the annotation of a GenBank genome assembly